ACAAAUCUUCCCCUGGAAGCCUCCCUGGUUCCUCCGACUCACUUUCCCAUCGCACGCAAUAUAAGUGGCUCUAGUCAAUAGGGUUUCAAAAUCCCCGCCAUUUUCUUACGCAUUCUCUCUUCUCUCCUCCAUGGCUAUAGAAGACGAGAACCAAGCAAACAAGCCGAGUCCAAGUCCAGUCUCGCAGUCAAGCACCUCGCAUCCUACACCUCGUCCAAAUCCCGAUGGUAUGUCGCCAAAGCCGUUGAGCCCAAAGGAGUUCAUCCUCUCAGUGGCCUCUAACAUAUCUUCUCAACCUCUCACUAACCCGGACCCCAAUGUUUGGGGUGUUCUCACUGCUAUUUCCAACAAUGCCCGCAAGCGCCACCAGGGUAUCAAUAUGCUUUUGACUGGGGAUGAGCAUUGCAUUGGCAGAUUGGUGGAGGAUAUGCGUUUUCAAAUUGAGUCAACUGCAGUCAGUGGAAAACACUGCAAAAUAUAUCGGAAAAAUCUCACUGUUGAAGAUGUGGAGCAUCCAUCUAACUUUCAUACAUCUGUCUUCUUGAAAGAUACAAGUACAAAUGGAACAUUUCUUAAUUGGAAGAAAUUGAAUAAGAGUAACCCUGAGUUGAAACUCAAGCAUGGAGAUAUUAUAUCAUUUGCUGCUCCUCCUCAGCAUGAACUUGCAUUUGCAUUUGUAUAUCGAGAAGUUCUUAGGUCUACUCCCUUGAUGGAAGGUGCAGUGGCAAAGAGAAAAUCAGAGGAGAUUGUUUCAGAAAACAAAAGACUAAAAGGUAUAGGGAUUGGUGCUCCUGAGGGUCCUAUAUCUCUUGAUGAUUUUCGAAGCCUUCAACGUUCAAACACGGAAUUGAGGAAGCAGUUGGAAAGUCAAGUCCUUGCGAUUGAUACAUUGCGCAAUGAACAUCGAGCAACUAUUGAACAUCAUGAUAGUGAGUUGAAAGGGAUGAAGGAGUCUGUCACAAAAUCAUACCUUGAUCAACUCAAGGAGUUGCAAAAUAUGUUAGAUGUUAAACAGAAAGAGAUGGUGGAAGUUAACAGAAUAUCAGCUGAGCAAAAGCAUGCCUUGGAAGACCUUAAUGAAAGACUUGCUGCUUCCAGGCAGUCAUGCAUUGAAGCAAAUGAAAUAAUUAAGAGUCACAAGGUAUCUAUAUCUGAACUCGAGACACAAUUAGAAGAAGAGCGAGAUCAGAGAAGAGAAGAACGACAAAAGGCUGUUGCUGAUUUAAAGGCAGCAUUGCAGAGAGUUCAGUCUGAGGCACAGGAGGAAAUUAAACGACAGUCUGAUGCUGCCUCUCAACGUGAGAGAGAACUGCAAGAGGAAAUUAAUAAGCUUCAGGAAAGGGAGAAGAAAUGGUGUUCACAAGUCGAAACCUUGAGGCCCAAAUUGGAGGAAGCUAGGCAAAAGUUGGUUAUCUCUGAUAAUAAAGUUCGCCAGCUAGAAGCUCAAGUCGUUGAAGAGCAACUGGCCUCUGCAAGUGGAAGAAAAAGGGUUGAAGAACUUGAGCAAGAAAUGAAACAAUUGAGGAAAGAGCUUGACAGGGAAAAGCAGGCAGCGCGAGAAGAAGCAUGGGCUAAAGUUUCUGCCCUUGAACUUGAGAUAAAUGCCACAGUGCGGGAUCUUGAAUUUGAGAGACGGAGGCUAAAAGGUGCUAGGGAAAGAAUAAUGCUUAGGGAGACACAGCUACGGGCAUUUUAUUCCACAACUGAAGAAAUAUCAGUACUGUUUGCCAAGCAGCAAGAACAAUUGAAGGCAAUGCAGAAGACUUUGGAAGAUGAGGAAAAUUAUGAGAACACAUCUGUGGAUAUUGACCUGAAUCUACCUGUUGAGAACAUGAACGGCUCCUUUGUCAGAGAAAAAGAAAUGAAUGGGUAUCAAAGCAACAGUGGUGCAAAGGCUGGCUCUGCUAGUUCAGCUCAGAGAUUUGAUAGAAAUCAGGCUGUUUCUUCAGGUGAAGCAAGUGUCACUGAAAAGCAUGAGUGUGAUAUCAGAAGUCAAGGAGAAGGUGAAAAUAUGCAGGAGGAAGAAUUCACAAGUGCCAAUCGUCAUGCUAAUGGUGGCUUUGGUUCUGAGAUUGAUGGUGUUGGUACGGCACCUGUCCUGGAAGGAAAUGCAAUUGGAACGGAGCGAGUUCUGGAAACAGAAAGCCCUGGAAUAGAUGGUGAUCGGGAUGUUGAUAUGAACAAGUGUGGCUCAUUAGCUGGGGACACUAUGCAACUUGAUGAUGAAAUCCAUGUACAUGAUAGUGAUGAGCGUGUUCCAACAACUUCUCAGGUUGCUUUACAUACCUCACAAUCAGAUAAUCCCCUUGAGAAUCAGAAAGCCAUGGAUGAUACAGAACCAGGAGGCACAAUCAGAACAGCUGAUCUUUUAGCUUCUGAAGUUGCUGGGAGCUGGGCUCACAGCACUGCUCCUUCUGUCCAUGGUGAGAAUGAAUCUCCUACAAGUGGAGACGAUGAUGAGAGAGUUGGUGCAGGGCUUCAUGACUCUAAUGGUCUGGUGGCCGAGAGUCAAAGUACACCAACUUCUGCAGCUGCAGCUGGCAGACACAGUCAUCAACAUUUGGCAACAACUAAGAUGAGUGGAAUUAUUGCAUUAAGUGAGAUGAUUGGAAUUGUUGCUCCUGAAAUGAAGGAGCAGUUUGGUGCCAUGGAUAAUGAUUGUGAUGGAGGGAGGGAAAAACAGGGUUCUACCUCAAACUCUGAUAGUGAGGGUUGCACCGACAGUGAUGAUCAUGACCGAGAAUGUGCCAAAGGUAAAUCAAUUUCAGAUGAUGAAACCGAGGGUAGUGACCAACCUGAUGAGGAUCAAAAACACUAUGCCAUGGAUGAAGAUGAAGAUACACAGGAAGAUUCUCUUCAAUAACAGGUCUGUUAAUACAAGAUGUAAAAAUAACGUUAGGUAUCCUCUUUUCGCAUCUUCUCCACCACAAUCACCACCUCAAAAGAUUGGGGGAAAACUGUUAUGUUCUCUUCCUUGUACUAUUUACUUCUAGUGUAUAUACAACUGCCUUCUUUUUGGGAAACAGUUGCAGCAAAAUUUGGAAGUCAGCAAAGCAAGCAGCCUUAUGUUAGGAGGGGGAUAGAUCUAAGGAUGUACAUGCUGUAGCGGAUGAUUAUUUAGGAAUGUAAGAUAGUUUUCUUUGGGUAAUUAGAAACCUUUUGUCCUGAAACGGUCCAGAGAUUGAAUGUAGUUUUUCAUUUGAUUUUGCCUCA
This is a messenger RNA of Hevea brasiliensis (rubber tree), 3213 nucleotides long. RefSeq lists its product as uncharacterized. Bases 131 to 2863 code for a protein of 910 amino acids. The transcript has 13 exons. Gene Ontology annotation, molecular function: protein binding. The record is from RefSeq and is a predicted model, not a curated record. Lineage: Eukaryota; Viridiplantae; Streptophyta; Magnoliopsida; Malpighiales; Euphorbiaceae.